Molecule: messenger RNA, 735 nt
Organism: Trichosurus vulpecula (common brushtail)
Lineage: Eukaryota; Metazoa; Chordata; Mammalia; Diprotodontia; Phalangeridae
Product: E3 ubiquitin-protein ligase NRDP1-like
Exons: 1
Coding region: 1-735 (244 amino acids)
Biological process (GO): protein ubiquitination
Molecular function (GO): zinc ion binding; ubiquitin protein ligase activity
Source: RefSeq, a predicted model, not a curated record
AUGGGAUAUGAUAGAGCCCGUUUCCUGGGAGAUGUGGAUGAAGACCUCAUCUGCCCCAUCUGCCAUGGUGUUCUUGAGGAGCCUGUGCAAGCGCCUAACUGUGAGCAUGCCUUCUGCAACACCUGCAUCACUCAGGGGUCCUCUUGGCAGCAGAUAUGCCCUGUGGACGGAAGCGUGGUGACAAUCCCUCACCUGCGCCCUAUUCCCCGAAUUAUGCGGAACAUGCUGUCCAAACUUCAGAUCACCUGCAACAACGCGGUCUCUGGUUGCAGUGCCAUCCUGAGGCUUGACAAUCUCAUGACUCAUCUCAUCAGUUGUGAGCAUAACCCCAAGUGCCCUGUGGCCUGCAAGCAGGGCUGUGGCCUAGAGAUGUCCAGUGAGGAACUGCCCAACCACAACUGCAUCAAGCACCUACACUCCAUGGUCCAGCAGCAAGAGACACACAUCACUGAGCUGGAGAAGGCAUCGGAUGAGCAGAAAUACCAGCUGGCAGAACAGAAACGAGACAUUCAGCUCCUGAAGGCCUAUGCCCGUGCCCUCGACAAAGGCAACCCCAACUUUCAGGAACUGGAAGAUACCAAUGAGUACAAUGAGGUCAUACAGGGGAUGAACUUGGUACAGCCAGAAAGGGUGAGAAGCUGGGAGGGUGGGAUCUCCACCCCAGAUACUAUGCACCAACCCAUGAUUAAGACAUCAGUAGAAAGUGGCUGUUCAGUACCAUUGCCAAUAAGCUGA